Molecule: messenger RNA, 1656 nt
Organism: Artibeus jamaicensis (Jamaican fruit-eating bat)
Lineage: Eukaryota; Metazoa; Chordata; Mammalia; Chiroptera; Phyllostomidae
Gene: HMGN5
Product: high mobility group nucleosome binding domain 5
Exons: 6
Coding region: 141-1106 (321 amino acids)
Biological process (GO): chromatin organization
Cellular component (GO): nucleus; chromatin
Molecular function (GO): nucleosomal DNA binding
Source: RefSeq, a predicted model, not a curated record
UUUUUUGGGAGGGGGGAGGCGAGUACAGGUCGUGCUGCAAUUAGUUCAUUGAAAACUCAGUUGCUCUCGGAGCGGAGGAGCAGACUGCUUUCAGCUUUUCUUCUGCUCACUGGUAAAAUCUUCUGUGGAGAGCUGCAAUAAUGCCCAAAAGAAAGGCUGCAGGUCAAGGCGAUAUGAAGCAGGAGCCAAGGAGAAGAUCGGCCAGACUGUCUGCUAUGCCUGUGCCCAUUAUACCAGAGUUGAAGCCCAAAAGAUCAACUCCAAGAAAAAUGAAAAAAGAUGAUCUGAUGGAAACGACUGUAACUACAAGUCCCCAAAACAUAGCUGAAACCAAGCAAGAAGAAGCUGUUAAAGAACACAGCAAUGAAAAUGCUGAAAAUGGAGGAGCCAAAAUUAUAGAGGCUCCUGCUCUUGAAAAAGAAUUUGAGGAAAUGAAAGAAGAAAAAAUUGAUAUUGAAGAAGAGGGAGGAGAAAAGGGACAAGCAGUGGUAUCAGAAGAAAAGAAAAAUGAAAAAGAAGAUCAGAAAGGAGAUGGAGAAGAAGAGAAAGGAGAAGAUGGAAAAGAAGACAAAAAUGAAAAUGAGGGAAAAGGUGAAAAAGAGGAUGAAGAUGGAAAAAAGGAAGAAGGAGAUGGAAAAGAGGAAGAAGACCAAAAAGAGGGUGAAGAUGGAAAAGGGAAAGGAGAUGAAAAAGAUGGUGAAGAUGAAAAGGAGAAAGGAAAAGGUGACAAAGAUUCUGGGGAUGAAAAAGAUAAAGGGGAAGAUGAAAAACAAGGAGAAGAUAGAAAAGAGGAAGGUGAUGGAAAAGAUGAUGAAGAUGAAAAAGAUGAUGAAGAUGGAAAAGAGGAUGAAGAUGGAGAGAAUGACAAUAGGAAGGAUGGAGACAAAAAAGAUGAUGAAGAUGGAAAUGAGAUAGAUGGAAAAAGGAAAGAAGAUGGAAAAGAUGACAAAGAUGGGAAAGAGGAAGAAGGAAAAAAGGAGGAAGGUGGAAAAGGAGAUGGGAAAGGUGGAAGGCAUGGAAAGGAAAAUGAAAAUAAGGCUGAAGUUGAAAAAGAAGAGGUCAAAAAAGAAGAUGGAGAGAAAGAAGACCCUCAGAGUAUUGUUUAAAGCUGCCCUAUGUAGUUUCAUAAUUUGGUAAUAUGUGCCUACGUGUUGUAAUGUUAAUAGAGGUAAAUAUUUUUAUCAAAUGUUUUAUAAGCAGUUUUUCUUUAGCAUUAACUAAAUUUCAUUAUAUCUUCACACUGAUCAUUAGCUACAUUUCCUAACAUAAAACCUUUGUAAGUUUUGUGAUUAUAAUAGUGGAAUAUUUAGAAAAAGACACUUUCAGAUUUGUCAGUAAAUUUCCUUUUGUGUAAGUUAUGUGUUAAAUCUUUGAACUUCAAUUUUACUCCUGUAUGUGAUAAUUUCAUAAUGUGCAGAGAUCUGAAAAGAAAAAAUCAUGUGUGGUUCUCUAGGUUGCUUUUAUAAAGGUGAAAUAUUUUCACAUAAUGCUAAGGAGUUAGAAUGAUCUUUUCCAACUGUGACUUGUUCAUUCCAGAAGGGCAGUUCUGAUUAUAUGUGUAUCCACAAAAUUUUACUGCUUACCUUAAUAAAAAUUCUCUUCAAAGAUGAUUGUAGUUUAUUAUAUGUCCAAAAUAUAGUUAGUUAAUAAAAUAUU